Motacilla alba alba is the source of this 3101-nucleotide messenger RNA. RefSeq names its product creatine kinase B (gene CKB). Lineage: Eukaryota; Metazoa; Chordata; Aves; Passeriformes; Motacillidae. Gene Ontology annotation, molecular function: creatine kinase activity. The transcript has 8 exons. Bases 164 to 1309 code for a protein of 381 amino acids. Gene Ontology annotation, biological process: phosphocreatine biosynthetic process. The record is from RefSeq and is a predicted model, not a curated record.
GGCUAUAAAUAACGGCCAAUGGGGGUGCGGGCUCGCACUCUAUAUAAAAGACGCGCGGCGGGGCCGCUGGCGCUCCACUCGGACUCGGGCGGCGUGAUACGCGCAGCGCCGCGGAGAUUGUUGGUGUAGCUGCGAAACCCGCGUGACUGCGGUAGGGUCAGCCAUGCCCUUCUCAAACAGCCACAACCUCCUGAAGAUGAAGUACCAGCCUGAGGAGGAGUACCCUGACCUGAAAGCUCACAACAAUCACAUGGCUAAGGUGCUGACCCCGGACCUGUACAAGAAAUUGAGGGAUAAACAGACUCCCAGUGGAUUUACCCUGGAUGAUUGUAUCCAGACUGGGGUUGACAACCCAGGCCAUCCCUUCAUAAUGACAGUAGGAUGUGUGGCUGGUGAUGAAGAAUCUUACGAAGUGUUCAAGGAGCUCUUUGAUCCAGUUAUUGAAGACAGGCAUGGUGGCUACAAACCAAGUGAUCAGCACAAGACUGACCUGAAUGCUGAUAACCUGCAGGGAGGUGAUGACCUGGAUCCCAAUUACGUGCUAAGUUCCCGUGUCAGAACUGGCAGAAGCAUCCGUGGAUUCUGCCUUCCCCCGCACUGCAGUCGAGGAGAGAGGCGGGCGAUUGAGAAGCUCUCUGUUGAAGCUCUGGGUAGUCUGGACGGUGAUCUCAAGGGGAAGUACUAUGCUCUGAGGAACAUGACUGAUGCAGAGCAGCAGCAGCUGAUUGAUGACCACUUCCUGUUUGACAAGCCAGUUUCUCCUCUUCUGUUGGCAUCUGGGAUGGCACGAGACUGGCCUGAUGCCAGGGGUAUCUGGCACAAUGAUAACAAGACUUUCCUUGUUUGGAUCAAUGAGGAGGAUCACCUUAGAGUUAUUUCCAUGCAGAAGGGUGGCAACAUGAAGGAAGUAUUCAGUCGCUUCUGUACUGGACUAACAAAGAUAGAGAGUCUCUUCAAGGCCAAAAACUACGAGUUCAUGUGGAAUCCACACUUGGGCUACAUCCUGACCUGCCCAUCCAACCUUGGAACAGGGCUCCGUGCUGGUGUGCACAUCAAGCUCCCACACCUUGGGAAACAUGAGAAAUUUGGAGAAGUCCUCAAGAGACUUCGGCUGCAGAAACGAGGCACAGGUGGUGUGGACACAGCUGCUGUUGGAGGAGUGUUUGAUGUCUCCAAUGCUGAUCGUCUUGGCUUCUCUGAGGUGGAGCUGGUGCAGAUGGUGGUGGAUGGAGUGAAGCUUCUCAUUGAAAUGGAGAAACGCCUUGAAAAAGGCCAGUCCAUUGAUGACCUCAUGCCAGCUCAGAAAUAAAGCACUUUAUUCUCAUGCUUCCUAACUUAUUGGAUGAAUAAUAAAAUGUCACUCCAAUUCAAACCCUUGGGGUCAGAGCCCACUUAGUUACACUGUAGAGAAGUCUUCCAUCCAUCUGUGUUAGAGUUUAUUUUUUUGAUGGUUGAGAUGUUGCUGAAAAUGAAAUGAAAUAAACUAUUGUUUGGCCUGAGAUGUCUUAGCUAUGUUAACUGAAUGUCUUUGAGAUUUAAGUGACUUGGUUUUUCGUAGUUACGCUAGGUGGUCUGGUUUUGUGUGCAAGCACAUCUUCCUAGGUGUGCUGCUGCAGGCCAGCUGAGUUGAAAUGUUGUUAAAGCAGUUUCAGAAGUUGAACCUCUUAACUUGAUUGUAGUUGCUGUAAAUUUGAGAACUAAUGUUAAACAUGAGUCACUGCAAACAUGCCCUACCUCCAAGGCUUUGACUUGUGCAUCUGCUCCUGCCAACUGUAAACUCUCAUUAUCCUGAGUACUGCAAGCCAGGCUGGUUCCUGUAAGGGAGGGGAGGCACGGCUGGGUGCAGAGGGCUGCUGCUCUUCUCAGGUGGGCCCUCGGGGGUGCAGGGCAAGGCUCUGAGGUCAGACUCCAGCCCAUGGUGUUAGUGACCCUGAGCUGCUGUAUGGGCAGAAGCUUGUCUUCAUCCUAGCUAGUGUAAACAACCAGUUGCUCUUCUGAGUGUUAGGGGUGAGGUGAAACCUAGAUUAAUUCAGCCCAUUCUUCUCAAGUGAUUACAGCUCAGCCAGGGCAGAGAUGGGAGCUGGAAGCUGCCACUUACAGGAAAAUACCAGCUAAUGAGCUUUAGUCAGCUGACUCUUGAUGGCCCCUGCACCGGUUGCCCCAUGAACCUAAAACUGAGCAUUAUAGUCAAUUAAAACAUGCUAAAUAGUUUUUUUCCAAACUGGGCCUGGCUUGCAAGCUCAGGUAGUUCUCUGGGUAUGAGUCAAGAUUGCAUCAAGUAGGUCUGUUCUCCAGAAUGGCUGUACAUGUGUGCUUGCUGUGUGGAAGCAUCAUGUUAUUAACAUACAGGAGCAGCAUUUUCCACAAGUAUUGCUAACUGGGAGCAUCAGACCCUUGGGAAGAGCAGCCUUUGCAGGUCAUGCAGAUGCACCUGCUCAACAGCUCUACCCACUGCUAAAACACAGCUUUGAUGGAGGGAGCAUGACGAGAGGUUGAUGCAGAGUUCCUUGGCGUGCAGCUUUAUAUAGGUUUGUGUAGAUAACUGAUGCUUUCUUUUGUAAAGGCUGUGAUAUUUCUAAGGCUGUGAUUGCAGGCUGUCACUUAGCUGAAGAGAUGAUUCCAGCUGGGGUAAGCUAAUUUAAUUUUGGUGAGAAAAGGCUGAGUGAACAUUUCAGAUAAGAUUUUUUUUUCUUUUAAUACAGCUUUGUAUCUGUUUCAAAGUUAAUUGGGUGGGGGAGAGGAGAUCAUAUGUAAGAGUUUUGUUCUGUACUGGGUGUUCCUGUAUUUGAGUUAAUCAGCACAGGAGUUUUCUGUACGAAGCUUGUGAAAGCAGGGAAGAGAAAAUGGUGCAAGAGACAACCGGUUGGCUCUGUAUAUUCUUUAGAUCCCCCAUGCUGUGCUUCAUGUCACUGUUCACAGACGCUUGGCAAAUAGCUGGUUUUGCUUCUUGUAAUCAGAGAGUGUUCAUUUAGUGGUGCCUCUCCUCAACACAGCGUCGUUACUGCGCUCACAGCAAUUACCUAAUGAAAGGAGUUGCCUGAAAACUUGUCUAUUUUUUUCUAGCUAUAUCAGCUGGACUAAUAAAAACAUUUCUCUCUCUA